UUGUGUGUGUGGCCGGCCCUGUGUAUGUGUGUUUACACACCGUGCUGAGAUAAAGCACUGUGGAUUCGAGGACUUAAGCUCAAGAGUAUGGUCCAACUGUCCACCUCAGUCUACCUGCUGGGAGGCCUUUUGGGCCUGUUUCUGCUAUCGCCUGUUCUGAUGGCCCCGACACCAGCCAGCAUGUGCACACCCUUGAGGACGAUCAACGACAGCCUCAGCCACAGGCGACGGUACAUGAAGCACAACUUCCCUAUCAACUACACCAUCAGGGUUCAUCAUAAGGAAAUCUUUAAACUGUCAGACAUCAACAGAAUGAGGUUACAGGUGGAGGGGUUGGAUGAGCUGGUUCUCCAGAGGUUGUGGUUCCAGGUCAACCAAGGCGUGUUAAAAAAGAUCAUCCGGGUUAUGCCAGAGAGACAUCCUUCACGUCCAUACACCACUGAGUUGGAAAGACGCUUUAGGGAUGCGGAGGGCGUCUUUGUACAGUCGCAUCCUGCUGAGGUGUUCCAGCAGGAGCUUCCAGAGACCAUCCAGGACACUUGGGAUCAUUUAACAGAAGAGCCAGACAGAGUGCCAGAGUCCAGCUGGCGAUUUGCUUCACCAAAGUUUCUCCUGGACACCUUCUGCCACACCAUGCACUGCCUCUUCAGCGAGUGCUUUGCCAGCACAGAAGCGCAGCAGGACUACUGUGGUGUUUCCAAUUGGAGGAAAGGCAGAUAGACGGACUUACAUCCUGAAAGCUGAGAAAAGGCCAGCGGGGUGAAGGUGUCCCUGUUGAUACUGAUGAUGGGGGAUUGGUAUCAUCAUAUCCCUUGAGCAAUAGAGAGAGGGGUAAAAGGACAAUCCACAUGGAAACAAGAAAGUUCAGGUCUGAUUUGUGAACAUCAAUAAGUCUUUCCCAAAUCUAUUAAAUAGAGCUAAGAUUGUCUUGAUGAUUUGAAGCAGACACAAACACUGUCCA
Messenger RNA from Anoplopoma fimbria (sablefish), 961 nucleotides. It is a transcript of the gene il34, whose product is annotated as interleukin 34. The record is from RefSeq and is a predicted model, not a curated record. Gene Ontology annotation, biological process: positive regulation of protein phosphorylation; positive regulation of macrophage differentiation; positive regulation of cell population proliferation. Bases 88 to 720 code for a protein of 210 amino acids. The transcript has 7 exons. Lineage: Eukaryota; Metazoa; Chordata; Actinopteri; Perciformes; Anoplopomatidae. Gene Ontology annotation, molecular function: cytokine activity; macrophage colony-stimulating factor receptor binding.